AUGGCUCUCGAGCUCUUGUCAGGCAUGCGCAGGCAGGAAGUUCGGCCAAAUGAAUUCAGCUUCAACUCAGCCAUUAGCGCCUGCGAAAAGAACGGGCAGUGGCAGUAUGCUCUGCUUGUUUUCUCAGAAAUGCCGACUGAAAGAGUCACACCCAGCGAAGUCAGCUUCAACGCAAGUAUCAGUGCUUGUGAGAAGGGGUGGCAAUGGGAGAUGGCCUUGUAUGUUCUUUCGCAGAUGCCGUCUUUUGGAAUCCAGCCUAACGACAUCAGCUUCAGUGCGGGCAUCAGCGCCUGCGAAAAGAGCGGUCACUGGCAGAUGGCCAUAUUUUUGCUGUCGACGAUGAGAUCUCUCAGAGUUGCGCCAAGCUUAAUAAGUUUUAGUGCAGGUAUCAGUGCAUGCGAGGAAGGAGGACAGUGGAGGAUGGCUCUUCAUGUGCUGUCACAGUUGCCUUCCGCCAGCGCCAUUCCCGACGAAGUGAGCGUCGGCGCGGGAAUCAGUGGCUGUGAGAAGGGCUCCCAGUGGCAGAUGGCAGCGAAGCUGCUCUUUGAUAUGCCGGCGGCAAGGCUUUGGCCGAAUGAGGUUUGCUUCAGUGCUGCGAUUGGCGCCUGCGACAGGGCUGCCGCAGAAGUCGGAUGA
Molecule: messenger RNA, 636 nt
Organism: Symbiodinium sp. CCMP2456
Lineage: Eukaryota; Dinophyceae; Suessiales; Symbiodiniaceae
Source: the annotation of a GenBank genome assembly